Molecule: messenger RNA, 486 nt
Organism: Vigna angularis (adzuki bean)
Lineage: Eukaryota; Viridiplantae; Streptophyta; Magnoliopsida; Fabales; Fabaceae
Product: defensin-like protein 1
Exons: 2
Coding region: 73-300 (75 amino acids)
Biological process (GO): defense response
Source: RefSeq, a predicted model, not a curated record
GACACUGGCUUCACCCAUUAUCAUUACUGCAUUCAUACACUGCCCCAGAAAGAGUAGGUUAACUUGGUGAACAUGGAGAUGAGGAAAUCAUGUGGGUUUUUCUUCUUGCUCCUUCUUCUGGUCUUUGCUUCCCAGGUGGUGGUGCAGACGGAGGGAAGAGUGUGCGAGUCACAGAGCCACGGGUUCAAGGGUGCGUGUACUGGAGACCAUAAUUGUGCUCUGGUAUGCAGGAAUGAAGGUUUCUCCGGUGGGAACUGCAGAGGCUUCCGCCGACGAUGCUUCUGCACCAAGAUUUGCUGAGUGAACAUAUCAAACAUGCAUCUCACUAUCAAAUAAAUCUCAUGCAUGUCUUUCACUGUUAUCAAUUUGGAAAUGGGAUAUAGCUAGCUGCCACCACCUAUUUCCACUAUUUUCUACUUCGACAGCAUUUGCUCAUGUGUUUGUUCAGCCUUUAUUAUAUUUAUAAUUAAUAAUGCUUCUUGGUUA